Pelecanus crispus (Dalmatian pelican) is the source of this 1171-nucleotide messenger RNA. NCBI's taxonomy places the organism in Eukaryota, Metazoa, Chordata, Aves, Pelecaniformes, Pelecanidae. The record is from RefSeq and is a predicted model, not a curated record.
AGUGGAAGGCCUGAAAGUAGUGGAGAUUGAGAAAUGCAAGAGCGACAUUAAAAAGAUGAGGGAGGAAAUGGCAGCAAGAAGCAGCAGGACUAACUGUCCCUGCAAGUACAGCUUUUUGGAUGAGAACAAGAGGCCGACUCCCCGGCGGGAUGUACCAUCCUACCCAAAGUACAUGCUGUCCCAGGAGACCAUAGAAGCGCUGAGGAAACCAACCUUCGAUGUCUGGCUGUGGGAGCCCAACGAGAUGCUGAGUUGUUUGGAACAUAUGUACCAUGACCUUGGGUUGGUAAAAGACUUCAACAUCAAUCCUAUCACGUUAAAGAGGUGGUUGCUGUGUAUUCAUGACAAUUACAGAAACAACCCCUUUCAUAAUUUCCGGCACUGCUUCUGCGUGACCCAGAUGAUGUACAGCAUGAUCUCCCUCUGCAGCCUCCAGGAGAAAUUUUCCCAAAUUGACAUCUUGAUUCUCAUGACUGCCGCAGUAUGCCAUGACUUGGACCAUCCAGGCUAUAACAAUACCUAUCAGAUAAAUGCACGAACUGAGCUUGCGGUACGCUACAAUGACAUCUCCCCACUGGAGAACCACCACUGUGCUGUGGCUUUCCAGAUCAUUUCCCAGCCAGAAUACAACAUUUUCUCCAACGUCGACCAGGACCAAUUCAAACAGAUAAGACAGGGGAUAAUUACGUUAAUCCUGGCUACAGACAUGGCGAGACAUGCAGAAAUACUGGACUCUUUCAAGGAAAAAAUGGAAAAUUUUGAUUACUCAAAUGAAGAACACAUGACCUGUCUGAAGAUGGUACUGAUAAAAUGCUGUGAUAUCUCCAAUGAAGUCCGCCCGAUGGAAGUGGCAGAGCCCUGGGUAGAUUGCUUACUAGAGGAAUAUUUCAUGCAGAGUGACCGAGAAAAAUCUGAGGGGCUUCCAGUGGCACCGUUCAUGGAUCGUGACAAAGUGACCAAGCCGACAGCACAGAUCGGCUUCCUGAAGUUUGUUCUCAUCCCCAUGUUCGAAACAGUGACAAAGCUGUUCCCAGAAGUGGAGGAGGUGAUGCUCCAGCCCCUUUGGGAAUCCAGGGACCGCUAUGAGGAAUUAAAACAGAUAGAUGAUGCUAUGAAAGAGUUGCAGAAGAAGAAAACUGAAAGCUUGACCACUGGCAGUACCGAAAAGUGA